UAUGCCACUGGGGGGCUUCAGUGGUGCUCUGUUUAAGCUGUAGUAUAUGUAAAACUUUAUUUGAAAUAAAUGACAAGCUAGAUAUUUGAGAAAAAUACAAAUAAAUAUCCAGAUUAGUAGUUGGGUACAUAAUUAUACAGCAGUGUUUGUUGAAGGGCGCUGAAGUUUACUGGAUAAGUUGGAACAAUAAUUUUGGAAAAUUUCCAACUCUGGUACGGUAGUAGGUUAAGAGGCCAUUUUUAUCGAAACCCGGGUGCUCUUCGUAAAGUUUGUCGCUGUGAAGCUUAGAAAUGCCACAUAUUGAUAACGAUAUAAAGCUAGAUUUUAAAGAUGUUCUUUUACGUCCUAAGAGAAGUACUCUUAAAAGCCGAUGUGAAGUUGAUCUGGAACGUAAUUACAAGUUUCGAAAUUCUGGACAACACUAUAAAGGAGUACCUAUAAUAGCAGCUAAUAUGGACACAGUAGGUACAUUUGAGAUGGCUGAAGCUUUGGCUAAGCAUGGUCUUUUUACAACAAUACACAAACAUUAUUCUGUAGAAGCUUGGAAGGAGUUCAUUAACAAAAACCCUGAUAUUGUAGAGAAUAUUGCAGUUAGUUCCGGAUCAGGGCAAGGAGAUUUUGAAAAGCUAAAAGCUAUCACUGAAGCGGUCCCACAGAUCAAAUAUCUCUGCCUUGAUGUGGCAAAUGGAUACUCUGAACAUUUUGUGUCUUUUGUGCGGCAAGUUAGGAAAGCUUUCCCAUCAUUCACUAUCAUGGCUGGUAAUGUAGUGACAGGAGAGAUGGUUGAAGAACUAAUUCUGUCAGGUGCAGACAUUAUCAAAGUUGGGAUAGGCCCUGGUUCAGUGUGCACCACAAGGAAAAAGACAGGAGUUGGCUAUCCCCAACUGAGUGCAGUUAUUGAAUGUGCUGAUGCUGCUCAUGGGCUUGGUGGACACAUCAUUUCGGAUGGAGGAUGUUCCUGUCCUGGUGAUAUAGCUAAAGCUUUUGGUGCUGGGGCUGAUUUUGUAAUGGUUGGAGGAAUGCUUGCUGGACAUGAUCAGUCAGGUGGAGAUGUGAUAGAGAAGAAUGGUAAAAAAGUGAAGUUAUUCUAUGGAAUGAGUUCAGCUACAGCAAUGAAAAUAUAUCACGGUGGUGUUGCAGAAUACAGAGCCUCUGAAGGGAAAACCGUUGAAGUUCCUUACAAAGGAGAUGUAGAGCAUACAGUCCUUGAUAUCUUGGGAGGACUAAGAUCUGCCUGUACGUACACUGGUGCUUCCAAACUCAAGGAACUUCCUCGACGUACCACUUUCAUCAGAGUUACUCAGCAAUGGAAUCCAACUUUUCAGAGUGAAGUGUCACCAUAAAGAUUAAGUUGAAUAGUGUUAAAUAGUUUGUUAUCAGUGCUUUAGUAUGCUGUAUCCAAGAAAUAAUGCUAGAGAGCUGGAUUGUUGUGAUAUGAUAAUUUAAUUAUAUAUAUCUUUUGAGAGUGAUGUUCUGCAUGAAAAGCUUUUUACGUACAAGAUUCUCCGUCUCAUUUUAUUUUUAUUGUUUUUGUAUUAGCUAGUCGUUUUUGAAACUUCAGUUUUUGUUAGUUUUUAUUUAUUACUUUAGUUGUCACAUAUAUUUUUCAAAGUCAAGAGGAAUUAUAUUUCUAAAAGAGUGAAACUACUUACAUCAUUGAUAGGACUUUAUUUUGUGUUACAUUUUCAUAAAUGCAAUCACAGAAUGCAUGAUUCCGUAUUUAAAUGCAUAUUUUGGAAUUUUACUCGUAAGCCCGAUGAUGGUUGCAAAUAGGAUGGUUGAAAUAUAGCUGUAAUAACAAGAAGUAUUUCUUAUCAAUGAUUUAGGUAGUCUCACUCUUUUAAAAUACUUUAGUUGUAUUUACAAAUUGUUUUCCAUAUAGUUCUGACAUGUUAUAUGAUGCAAUGAUUAGAAACAUUUCAAUGACUCUUAGUAUGUUACUUUAAGAACCUAACAAGUAUGUAAAACAAAAGGAAACAUAGUUUUGAAAAAGAAUAGAGUUGAGGUAUUAUAUAUAUAUAUAUAUCCUUUAAUAAAUAGAUAUAUUUCAAGUUGUGUAGUAAAUAAAAAAUAAUUGUGUAUUUCCAGUCCUCACACCAAUCUUCACAUGUAGAGUUUUAAAACUUCUACCUAACCUUUUUGAAACUAGUGAUUGUGUUUGAUGUUAUUGUUUGAAGUAGGCUUAACUUUUCUAUUAUACAAUGAUCAUAAAACUUGUGUCAGAAAUUGAUAGUUGUUAUGUUGGAAGUUUCCACAUUGUUCACUGCUGUUUUACCCACAGCUUCACUUAUAUUCAAAACUAGUACACUUACGGUAUGUUGAUGUCUUCUGAAGCUUUCCAGGGAUAUCAGUAUUCUGAAGCAACAAAUAUUAUUAUUGUUUGUAGUUACCCAGAUAAUUACAUUUAUGAACUAAAUGUUAAAUAAUUUCAUGCACUUGUAGAGUAUGACACUAAUAUCGUAUAGAAUGUACCAUUUUCUGUCAUGCCCUGAAACUUACUGGAUAUGAGACUCUAAAUUAGUGCUUCAACAUGAGCUUUCUUGUAGCCAUUCACAGCAAUCUGGAAUUAAGAACACUUCCACUGUUGUUUACUGACAGUCUGACAAAAAUGUAAAAACAACUUCAGAAUUGUGUUGAGAAUAUUUUUUGAGGUACUUGUUUCACUUAAUGUAUAAAUACACUAUGAUUUACUUGCUUAAAUGUUACCUUAUGUUAGGUAUCAUAAUAAUUUUAUUAUUCUCUCAUUGCAAAGCAGAGUGGGGCAUGUUGGUUUUUUCCCCUGUCCGUCCAUUUGUUCUGAUUUUGUGGAUAGGAUAUCUUAAGAUUGAAUGGAUGAAUUUUGACCAAACUUAUACAAAAGGUACUGCAUACAAAGUACUAGACCUGAUUAACUUUUGAAGGUAAUAGGUUAGAGGUCAAGGGGGGGGGGGCUUAGGUGUUUCAUAAAGACAAUUUAUACCUGUUUUAUUUGUUUUCUCUGGUUAUAUAGAAUGCUGCUUUCAUACCUGAUAGAAUUAUAUGUUUCUAGUGUGUGUUUGUUGACUGAAUACCUAGGUAUUUCCUCUCUAAAAAUGAGCUUGUUUGCUACUAUGUGUUUCUUGUAAUAAAUUGAAUCCUUGCACCUAAACAAACUCUUUAGUUGUAUUAGUUCUACUGUGGAUAUGUAUUUAAAAAGCAGGUUUUUCCUCUUCCAUUCUGGUGUUAUUUGGUGUAAAGGUAUUUGAAAUGUGCAUUUUUUAUGUUAUCUAGAUCUACUUUUCUUCAACAUCUAAGCUUUGGACAGAGCAUGUUGAUUUUAUGUGCCAAAUUAGGUCUUUUCACACCUUGUCUAAUGAAUGAUGAAAUAAGUAGUUAUCGUUGUUUGUAUUUGAAGUGCGGUUUUGCGUAUUUAGUAUACUUUAAUUUUGUGGCAUUCUUUUAUUAACAGAAACAGUAUUUUGAGAUUGUGGGUUGCUGGUAAUAGUUGGUGCUAAGCAGAAAUUUGAUCUAUUGAAUGAAUCUGGUCAGUUGUGCUAACUGAGCUCAUAAUACUUUUUUCGUAGUUUAGUAUUGUGAAUGAAAGUUUUUUUGUUGUAUCGUUUGUAAACUGGUCACCUGAAGAUUAUUUCUGAAGCAUAAUUAUUUUAGAAAGUUUGUUGAUAUAUCUGUAAUACCUUUGUAUGCUGUACAAUUUUUGUAAUGUUGAUUCUUUACAUAUCUGAUUGUUAUUAAUUUUAUUAAUGUUAAUACUCUGGUAUUACUAUGUAAUGUUAUUUUUAGUGUUAUUAAACAGAACUGUGGAACUCGUAUCAAACAUUUAAUAUAAAAACGUAAUAUUUUAUGUGAUAUAGCAUAUUGGGCCUUGGGUGUGUUAUACCUGUGAAAAUCAAUGCCUACUAUUUCAAUAAGUAUCUCGAAGUGUUGGUCGUGGGGUGCUGUUAACUGGCUUCCGUCCCACUAGUUUAGCAGGUAUCUCUUGUGUAGCUUUGUACGAAUAUCCAAAAUAAAUAAGUGUUGAAAUUUGA
Molecule: messenger RNA, 4004 nt
Organism: Limulus polyphemus (Atlantic horseshoe crab)
Lineage: Eukaryota; Metazoa; Arthropoda; Merostomata; Xiphosura; Limulidae
Product: GMP reductase 2-like
Exons: 7
Coding region: 291-1343 (350 amino acids)
Biological process (GO): nucleotide metabolic process
Cellular component (GO): GMP reductase complex
Molecular function (GO): GMP reductase activity
Source: RefSeq, a predicted model, not a curated record